Molecule: messenger RNA, 1097 nt
Organism: Cryptococcus amylolentus CBS 6039
Lineage: Eukaryota; Fungi; Basidiomycota; Tremellomycetes; Tremellales; Cryptococcaceae
Exons: 4
Coding region: 82-942 (286 amino acids)
Molecular function (GO): zinc ion binding
Source: RefSeq, a predicted model, not a curated record
AUCCAUCCAUCCCGGCUCUUGUUCUCUAUCCACAUUCUCCUCAGACUUCUUUCCGCCCCCUUCCCUCUCCACCCACAGCGAAUGUCUACAUACACCAGCCGACCCGCGGGUCAGCGCAUCCAGGUCAUGCCCCCACCCAUCCAGGACGAGGAAGGCGCCGUCUUCUGCCCCCAACACAAGAGAAGGUGCAAACAGCUCACUAGCAAGUCCUCUGCAAACCCCGGCAGGCAUUUCUACAAUUGUUCUCUUCCGCGGGACGAUCCCGGGCGCUGCAAAUUCUUUGCUUGGGCUGAUGAACUCCCCCCUCCCUCUCCCCAGAAGGCUCCCCAAGCCAACCUUGCCCCCCAGACACCGUCCCGCUUUGGUUCAACCGGGGGACAAGUGCUCGGGCGAGCGCCAACCUCGGCUGCCGCUGUCGCCCUCAACACACCCCAGUCGUUGAGCAGAACAGACAGGGGCAGAAGUGAAUCUGAUGAUGGUGAUGAUCUCGAUUGGGACGGUGUAGACCUCGACAAGAUGGAGAAGGAUGCUAUCGCGAGCAGUCAGCAGAGUUCGGCGAGGAAGAUGAGCAGCCAGGAGAGUAUCACUUCGACCCCCACUGUUGGGUUCAACGACAGGUUGAACAAUGCCAUCUCGGGAGUCAAGCGAAGCAGGGAUGAUGAUGAGGCCGCCACAUCUCCCAGGCCCGUAAAGAGACCCAUCCCUGAAAACCCAUUCCUGACCGGCUCUUCUCCGGCCCACCCCUCUCUCAUGCCGACCAUUGCUACUCUCCAGCACGUUAGCGAUGACCUGUACCGCCGGGAUCGUAAGGAGGCUGCGACUGAACAAAUGAAAGAGUCUAUGCGGAAAAAGAUUAGAUCUCUCGAGGAAAAGAAUCAGACGUUGGAAGAGAGGAAUCGAGUGCUGGAGGCAAGGGUCAGGCAGCUUGAGGCUAUGCGAUGAGUGGUCCUCUUCGUCAUGUUGUAUCAUUUUGCUCAGUAAUCGUGCCACUUUCUAUACGAGCAGUUUGCCUAGAUAUCUGCCUUGUACAUAUAAUACAUUUACUAGUUAUUCAAGCAAUAACCGAUGAAAUCCAAGGAUAGCUAUGUUAUCAAAAA